Molecule: messenger RNA, 1086 nt
Organism: Podospora anserina S mat+
Lineage: Eukaryota; Fungi; Ascomycota; Sordariomycetes; Sordariales; Podosporaceae
Exons: 5
Coding region: 1-1086 (361 amino acids)
Source: RefSeq, a predicted model, not a curated record
AUGCAUUUCUUCUGCUACCUGUUUGCAUCAAGUUGCGACGACAUCCCAUCUCAUCAACCACGCAGCACCGAGAAUCUGGACGCCAUGGCUAUUCUCCCAUCUAUUCCUGGUCUCACCGUGACAGUGGAGGUGGCAGACAGACCCACGAAAGAAUAUGACGACCCCGACGCGGAUUCCAUGCAGAUUGAGAUGCAACGUGAAGAGUUUGAUCACCACGCCACCCCCGACCUUCCGCACGUCAUCAAGUACAUUGAAGCCAAACCUGGGGCCUUUUAUCAUUACCGAGUCAGCAUUCAGCCUCGACGAUUUCACUACGUAUCCGAUCAUGUUGGCUUCACUGUCGUCAAUGACGGCCGCGAGACAGGCAUGAUCCAUUUAACAUUUAAUGAUCGUGUCGAGAAACUCGGUCUCAGCCUCGUAGAGCGGACAGUGGGUUCGACGGUGUCACAAACUCGUGGGGGUAGCUACAUCAAUCGAUUUUUUUGUUUUUCAGCUCUCAAUGUUGUCGAGUCGGACCAGUUCACGGCCGAUCAAGUCAAAAAGCAGACCGCUCGAGCGAAAGAGACCGGGGUUCUUAAAGUCCAUUUGUAUCACAUGGACGUAUCUGAAGGCUAUAAGCCGCAAAUAAUCAGUGGUUCCGGCACCGAGAAUGAAACGACAGUGACCAUGGCCGAAAAAGCCCUCAAGGGCAGGGCUGUUGACUGCGUCACGAGCUCCGUCGUUCGCCCUCGGGCUGAUCAUCCUGGGUUGUAUCCAACAGACAACUAUCAUGAUCCGAAAAAACGCCCCUUUGCGGUUUUUGAGUUCCGUUAUCGUUCGAAAGAGGGUCUCAUCAAAGAAGGCAUUAUUCCGCGGCCAACGGUCUCCGGCGAUGUCGAGGAGAUGAGUGAAACAGAGGUUCGACGGAAGUUGGCAGAGCUUCUGGAGAAGCAAAAGUUUGGACCGGACACGAAGCCUGCGAGGCUCAAGCGCGAAGCUGACAGGAUGGAAGUGGACGAUUGGGCCCCAGAUCCUGCCUUCGAGACUCGGUACAAAACUCGGAGAUUAUCCCAUGGCCAGAUGGAGAUUGAUCUCACCGAGGACUGA